Colletotrichum phormii is the source of this 1000-nucleotide messenger RNA. RefSeq lists its product as uncharacterized. The coding region runs from base 186 to 842 and encodes 218 amino acids. The transcript is spliced from 2 exons. NCBI's taxonomy places the organism in Eukaryota, Fungi, Ascomycota, Sordariomycetes, Glomerellales, Glomerellaceae. The record is from RefSeq and is a predicted model, not a curated record.
GGAGGAUGGCCGGUCUGUGUUGCAGUGCAGCCGAAGUCUGCAAGGUACGGGAGACUGUGCACGUUUCUGGAAUGACCCGGACUUUAGCUGCAUGCCGCAGUGCGCCGCCUUACAGACUUGAGAGUUGAGAGCACACUUAUUACGUUCGCGUGGUGGUUGUGGACAGUUGGCAGCCAUUUGGUCUAAUGGUGCCUCGCAAUGUUUUGGCAUUGGACCACGGGCCGCAGCGAGCUGUUCCCGGAAAUGAACCAACUGGCCAACCGCUUUGGCUGAAAGCCUGCACUAUGGAACUCCGUACACUGUCUACGAAGUAUUCGCACGAAGUACAUCUGUGGCACAAGGUCACAUCGAGAUGUGCAUGCGCAGACAGACUACAGCAGCUUACCGUCACAUCGAAGGACUCGAUUGCAUCAAGCACCUACUUCCUCUACCGAGUCCCCUUGGACGCAACGCAGGACCGGUUCACCUUUUCUGCCACGGCUUCUCACGGUUCAAAAAAGCCACAAUACUUCAACCCUGUCUUUGGUGAUGGGAUCGAUGCAGAAUUGGCCAAGUACGGUUCUAAGACGCGCACCAACCAACCAACUGCCAACCAAGGUAUGAGACGCCACAAACUCCAAGGGACGGACUUGAAAGCACAAAACCGUGCCGAGACCGGGAUGAAAGGAGCCUCGUGCGCACUUUGCCUCGUGUUUCUCGGUACCCGAGCACGGACAUCCGGACCCUUGGGCGUUUGCUCAACAGUACGGAUACUGAGUGGGCAAAAAGACGUCUCAAAAAUCAUUUCCUGCCAAAGCGGACUACGAAGCCGAGGUGAGAGGAUCAUGAUGGUCGACUCCUGAUCAUGUUGGACCUUCAAAGAGGAUCCCUCCGUGGUGGAAACACGUCGAUCCGACCGCGCUUGGCGUUGCUUCUGACAGCUUGCUCGGUGGACGCCAAAUUCAACGACAGAUCAGAUCAGUCCUUGUCUGCGGCACAACAGUCUGACAUCGUGUUUGCU